This is a messenger RNA of Psammomys obesus (fat sand rat), 2197 nucleotides long. RefSeq names its product nucleolar and spindle associated protein 1 (gene Nusap1). The transcript is spliced from 11 exons. The record is from RefSeq and is a predicted model, not a curated record. Bases 120 to 1415 code for a protein of 431 amino acids. Gene Ontology annotation, cellular component: microtubule; mitotic spindle; nucleolus. Gene Ontology annotation, molecular function: microtubule binding. Lineage: Eukaryota; Metazoa; Chordata; Mammalia; Rodentia; Muridae. Gene Ontology annotation, biological process: mitotic cytokinesis; establishment of mitotic spindle localization; mitotic chromosome condensation.
AGCAGGUCAGCCAAUGGACGCACAGCAGUCCUCGUUUAAACUGAAAAUAGAGGUCGGCUUGUCAACGUCUCCGGCGGCGCCAGUUUUGAACUGUCUGAGCUGUGCGGCUGCUUUUCUGGAUGCCGCCGGGCUUGCAGAACACGAUGACCGUCCCCUCUGCCGAGGAGCUGGACGCCUUCAAGUACAGUGACCUGCAGAAUUUAGCCAAAAGGCUGGGCCUCCGGGCUAACCUGAGGGCAGACAAAUUGUUAAGAGCCUUGAAAGCACGCCUGAAUCCCGAAACAAGGGGAGGAAAUACAAAUCAGGAUGAAAAUCCAUCUUCUGCAUUCUCCUGUGAUGAGACUGAGAUACAAAUUAAUGGUGAGGAGCAAGCUGAGAGAGUACCAAUUGGUCAUGUCACCAAAACAAGGAAGAGGAAGCGCAAGACCGUUCAUGGAAUUCCUAGCUUUCAGGAUCAUUCUGAGAUAAAAGGAAGUGAUACUGACGUAUCCCAAAAUGAAGAAAAUCAGGAAAACCAAGACCUCAGAGCUACUACAGAAGUUUCUUUUCUGCCAGACCAGAACCAAGAAGACAGGAGUACAGCUUCCUCAGGAACCAGUGAGAUAAAUGACAGUAAAGAUUUGAAGGGGCCUUUGGAAGAAAGACUGCUAAGCGUGGAAUCCAAACUGAGGAAUAAGAAAAGGACUACAGCCACUACACCAAACUUUAAGAAGCUUCAUGAGGCUCAUUUUAAGAAAAUGGAAUCCAUUGAUGAAUAUAUCGUAAGAAAAAAGAAACACCUUAAAGAAAACAAUUCACUUAAUAAACUAAAGCAGCUGGACAAAAAAGGCAUAGUGACGCCAGUUCCACCUAGAGGAAGACUCUCCGUACCAUGUACUCCUGCCAGACAGCAGCUCUCACAGGGCCAGUCAGCAACUAAGAUGAACGUCAGGUUUUCAGCCGCUACUAAAGAUAAUGAACAUAAGUACUCACUGACCAAGACUCCAGCCAGAAAGUCUCCACAUGUGACCCUGCCUGGGAGUGCUUCAAAAGCCCAGGCUGCUGUGUUUAGAACACCCGGGUUAAAGACCACUGGGAGGAAUUCUACUGCAGUUAUUACCCCAUUCAAGUUGACAACUGAAGCAACACGGACUCCAGGCUCUAGUAAGAAGCCAGGAUUUGAUCUCAAAGCAAGCUUGUCUCGCCCCCUCAACUACAAGCCACACAAAGGAAAGCUGAAACCUUGGGGGCAAUCUAAAGAGAAUAACAAUCUGAAUGAAUGUGUAAACAGAGUUAGCUUCCACAGGAAAACGUAUAAACAACCUCAUCUCCACAACAGGGAAGAGCAACGGAAGAAACAUGAGCAAGAACAAAAGGAGAGGAGAGCAAAGGUUUUGGAAGCCCGAAGAAACCUGGUUGUGACUAAAGCCCAGUGAUCCUGUCUGUUUUUGUACUCUCAACUUCUUUUCGUUUGUGGUUGCUUUCAUACUCUUCCUCUACUUUAGUCAAGCUCUUUUGUAUCAUAACUUUUGAUCGUAAUUUGUGUAGUGUUUUCUCUUCUGUGCCCUGAGACUGUAUUAUCACCUUCAAGUUCCUACCUGAAGUGGUUCUCAUACAAUGUCCAAACAAGUCUGCUUUCUAAGAGACUGUCCUAGGCUCUUAACAGGUUUUUCAUGCAAGGUCCUGCUAGUUCUAAUGGAGGUGACCUGCACCCUUUUCUGUACAAGUGCAUUUCUAUUGGCAGCCAGCCUCAGCAGAAGCUUAGUCAGCUAAAAUUCCAAGGAAAAGGCAGGCUGGAAGACAACUACUUUGUUCACUAGUCUGGAAAGUCUAAUGAUCUAUUGAAGUCUUAUUGAUUUGGUUAUGGAUCAAUAUUUUAUAAAGGUAAUCAUUUCAUGUAAUUGCCAACUGUCGCUCAUUAUAAUCUUAAGAUAGAAUUCCUCUGUUCUUUCUACUUGUUAAAUAAAAGCCACAGGGCUGAGGGUGUGCCUCUGUUGUACAACACUUGUCCUUGCCACACACCAGGCUCUGAAUUUGAUCCCUGGUACCACCAAAAAGAAAACAGAAUUGCUACUAUAAGGAUUACCAUCUUUGUCAGACUCAAAUCUUACAAGUAGGAAUCGAGUGAGUGGGGCUGCUGAGCAUAGCAGCUUGCCAUGUAGAGAUUCUGAGUUGUGUGUAAUGCUUAGGAUUUUCAUAAAUAAAAAUAUUUUCACUG